Molecule: messenger RNA, 1460 nt
Organism: Cantharellus anzutake
Lineage: Eukaryota; Fungi; Basidiomycota; Agaricomycetes; Cantharellales; Hydnaceae
Exons: 8
Coding region: 155-1375 (406 amino acids)
Source: RefSeq, a predicted model, not a curated record
CAGGCCUCGCAUUGUGUUGGCGACAAUCGUCAAUAUUCUUGACCACCAUUCCCUGCAGCUUAGAAAAGGGUCCUGUCUUGCCCUGCAGUCAAUCGCACAAGGCCCAGAGAAGCACAAGCUGCUCCCUGCUGGCAUUCUUGCUCCCUGCUGCAACAUGGAGCGCCUCGUGGGGGAUGGCAAUUUGACGCGUCUUGUAUGCGUGUUGGUCCCGAAUAUCAUUGAAUUUGUUAAGAAACCCGAUGAAUUGGGCUCCUUGUUUAAACUCUUCAGCCACCCUGAUGAAGCCGUGACGUCAAUGAUUUCGGAGUCUCUUUCACAAAUGAUGCAAACUGAAGGGCAGGACUUUAUUCUGCUGAGCUUCAUUCUCGAACAGCUCCCCGUUCACGAAAAUUCUCAACUAUUCGUCUCAAAAGCCAUCAGAGUAAUGGGUGGUGAAGGAGCGUUCUAUCGCACACGUCAAACGAGCGUUCUACUCGAAUUUUUAAGUUCCGAUGCACCCUAUCUGUCAAACUCCGCGCAAGACGCUGUCAUCGCACUUGCUAAGAGUGAUGACCUCGCUUACAAACAAAAUUUGGUCGAUUCGAAAAUCAUGUCUUAUCUUGAGAAACUCAAUCUGUCUGAUAUCCACCGUCCGGUCGGACUCGCGUUGAGCUGCAGCGUACUGCCAUCAUUAUGUGCUUUGUCAAUGUCUUCGGGUCAGGGACUUGAGGUUGUUAACAUGUUCUUUGACUCCUACGAACCUCUCCGCCGCAUUAUUGAUGCGCAGUGGCAAGAACUAGUGAAGACACCGCAGGGCGUCUCAGUCCUAGUCAGGGAAAAUGUUGUCCCACUUGUUCUUCAACGUAUCGGGCAUUCUGUCGGGCACUUCGCCAUACCGCUGGUGUGUUAUUUGUCUCGACGAUGUGGGAACAGCCUGGUGUUGCGAAAGCAAGGGUGGUUGUUUUUAGACAUGAUGGAUUCGCGUGAUGAUGAGCUAACCAAGGCUGGUAUACUCAACUUACUUGCUCUUUCGGAAGGCUCGGAGGAACAUGCGGCGAUGAUUUUUGAUGUCCCCCGAAUUCGGGAACGCCUAGCAUCUGCGCUGGAUUCGCUGUACGAGCCCGAAACCAUAGUUGACAUCCUCCAUGUCGUCCAAAAUCUAGUCCGUGGGUCGUCGAUGAGAUCAGAACGGUGCUUGUUUUCGCCAGUUUCGACUUGUGUCUACAAGCACACACGAAGCGCUGUCCGCUCAAUACGACUGACCUCUCUUCAUAUCCUGUACAACAUCUUCCUCAGUAUCACCGACAAGAUGUCCAUGAUAGAUGAGGAUUUGGUGGAAGCGCUUCACACGACACUGACGACUAGUCAGGAUAACGAAACCUAUGCGGCGCCCUAAGGAUCAUUGUUGAGGCUUGUCGCGUUGAGCAAUGUCGUGAAGUUAUCGGUGUGAAGAAGUUUGUCACAAUUUUGCUGGAAUGGGC